CAUCCAAGUCUCUUUCAAGAAACCAAAAAACCACUAUAAAUCUCCACUUUCAUGCACACAAUUCUUCAAGUCUUAAGUGCAAACCAUCAUAAAACUCAACUUCCCACAUCCACUACCAUUACAACAUGCCAACCAACACUGUCAAAUUUUCCAUUCUCCUUCUUUUCUUCUUCAUCUUUGAAACCUCUUUAGCACAUCCUCCUGAAACCUCCAUGGGGACUAAUGGCCCGAUCGGCUCUUCCUCUGGUGCAACUGGUUCAGGCCACGGGCAGAAUUGGGAUUAUAAUUGGGGUUGGGGGUCUAGCCCAGGGAGCGGGUGGGGUUAUGGCUCUGGCUCGGGAAGGUCACCCAAUGGAUUUGGAAGAGGUUCGGGCUUUGGGUAUGGGUCUGGUUCGGGAUCAGGCUCGGGCUACGGUUAUGGGUCUGGAAGUGGUGGAGCUCAUGGUGGUGGGUAUGGGUCUGGAAGUGGGUCUGGCGCCGGCAGUGGUGGAGGAAUCGGCGGUUCAGGUGGUGCCUGCACUGACCGCGAAUCAUUCAGCCGAAGGGGCAGGAACCACCAUGGGUGAUGAAUUAAUUUUGUGUGUUGUUUCGGAGUAUAUGAUGAGGUAUAAGAUACGUGGUGUGUAAGCUUUAUAAAGUUUGUUAUAUGCUCUUAAUGAUGACGUUAUGUACUAAUUUGCAGUUAUUUUAUAUAGUUCAUAUAUAUGCUGCAAUAUAAAUUAAGACUGUCUAAUUUCCAUUCUAAA
Messenger RNA from Mangifera indica (mango), 746 nucleotides. Its product is annotated as glycine-rich cell wall structural protein 2-like. The coding region runs from base 126 to 566 and encodes 146 amino acids. Lineage: Eukaryota; Viridiplantae; Streptophyta; Magnoliopsida; Sapindales; Anacardiaceae. The transcript has a single exon. The record is from RefSeq and is a predicted model, not a curated record.